Messenger RNA from Stereum hirsutum FP-91666 SS1, 3316 nucleotides. Its product is annotated as HECT-domain-containing protein. Gene Ontology annotation, molecular function: ubiquitin protein ligase activity; protein binding. The record is from RefSeq and is a predicted model, not a curated record. The coding region runs from base 59 to 3100 and encodes 1013 amino acids. Gene Ontology annotation, biological process: protein polyubiquitination; ubiquitin-dependent protein catabolic process. The transcript has 14 exons. Lineage: Eukaryota; Fungi; Basidiomycota; Agaricomycetes; Russulales; Stereaceae.
UUUCAUCAGCCUACCUCAGCCUCACCCUUGCCUCCCUUCAGCUGUAUAAAUUUCAUACAUGAGCUCACUAUUUGGCAGCGAAGAACGGCGCCGAAAUAUCAAUCUUGGCGGAGCAUCCUCUGCCACCACGCAUGCUCAUAUACUCAAUCAAGCCAAGGCAAGACGUUCCGAACGCGAGAACUCGAGGAAGAAACAUGACUCGGCGGUCCGUAUACAGGCAUGGUGGAGGGGUAAUAUGCAGGUUAGGAAUGUGAGGCAGCAGCUUAGACAAAGUUUUGCGCAGGAUGUGUUGGGAGUCAAUGGGCUCCGGUGUAUGGUGCUGAUUGGGAAGGACGAGGAAGUAUUGGGUCACUGGUCGACGACGUUGACCAGCGGUGGUCAAGAUGUGUUCUUUCAGCAUGCGAAUGGACCCGAACGAGAGAGCUGGUUGGUCCUUACACGACAAGCAGCCCUCCUCAUCCUCCAAUCCGUGGCUGAGCAUCCUGAAUCUACCUACGCUGUCACACACCUACGCGUGCUCGAUAUUCUGCUAGCACCUUCAUCUUCUUGGACCGUACCAAUAGCUCUAUAUCUUCUGCAACGCGACCUGUACCGACUUCUUUCACAAGCAAUCCGCGGAAUACCCGUAGAAUCCAAGAACUCUCCAACAUUACCUUCGCUUGUACCUCUCUUGACCAACCUAUUCUCACUCGAUCUCGGUGCUAUGCUUCUCAAAGCUCAGGUCGAUUUUACGCAACAUAUCCUUACCAUCCCACUCUUGCCGAAUCGCCUACCCCUUACCUCAAUAUCCGUGCUCUCCGCUCGCCUACCUGUCAAUGCACUUCUAUCCAUUGAUCCUUCACUUUUUGUACCGCUCAUUGACACUGAAGAAAAGGUCCAUUUGACUUCUAACCUCGUUGCCUUCAUUCCGCCACGCUACCCCAAGCUUUCCGCCCCGGCCUUGAAAGGCUGGUUGUCACUUCUCGGAGCGACUAUGAAGUCUCUUCCCACGUAUGCGCUCGAACCCUCCGCCCGACCAUCCUCCUCGUCCGGGUCGAAUUCUAAUGCCGUAGAAUCAGAUUCAGACGACGAAUCCUCAGCCGCCAUCCGAGUCACAGCCGUCUCGUCCUUUGCCCCAGUUCCCGCUCCCCCAUCCCUCCCGAAACUCGACACCCGGACGCUCAAACGACUACAGACAAUACCAUCCAUCCCGCACCUUAAGUCUUUGCUGUCUGCUUCCCAACAUUAUCCUGCGACCAGGGAUAUGUUGUAUGAGUGCUUGUUUGCUCUUUGUGUGGUUUGGCCCAACAGGAGCGAUGGGGUGUUGAGUGCAGUCUUAAUCGGUAGUGGAGGAGGCGUUGUGAGGGAGAUCUAUCGAGGGAUCGUGCGGAGCAGUGCGCUUGGGAGGGAGGGUGUUGACGGUAGUAGUUUGAUGUCACCUGCACACGCGAAAGACUGGCCCCCACUCCUCUUCCUUACCGAUCUCUACUAUCAAGCCUUGCUUACCAUGGGAGACGACGAGUUCUUCUCCUCCGCUUCCGCCGCCGCCAAUGUGCCACGGAACCCUUUGACGCUUGACGAGCUGGUCGUUUUCUCGAGGAAGCUGUUGAACAUCGCUUUCACGCUGUAUUGGAGGGAGGAUCAGAUCGGCGUACUGCAGGGCGCUGUACCUGGGUUUGAGGGAGCUGGGGGCGCAGCGGGAGGGUUGAAGUGGGAGGGUGUUAGGGAGAAGGUGACGCGAUGCUUGGUAGCUAUACAUGCGAGAGAUUCGAGGAAAAAGUUCACGCCUCCAGACCACUGGCUCAUUGGCUCGCAGAUCGACUUAACCUCGUUCAUUGAGGCUGCCCUCUUCGAGGACCAACAACUCUCGCAGCCCACGGGCACUCGUCCGCUUUCCAAACGUCACAUCGCCUACCUCUCCCCCCGCCUCGGAAUCCUGAACAAUAUCCCCUUCUCCAUCCCCUUCGAAGCCCGCGUCUCCAUUUUCCGCAACUUUGUAGCGAAUGACAUGUCCAGCCGUGGCGUCGACCGUCGCCAAUACUUCCACAAACGAACGCGCGUGACGGUCCGACGAGGACACGUCGCAGAGGACGGGUUCAAUCGACUGGCGGAGGCGGAUCUGAGGAUGCCGGUGGAGAUCACGUUUGUGGAUCAGUUCGGGGAGGUGGAGAGCGGGAUUGAUGGCGGUGGCGUUUUCAAGGAGUUUUUCACGGAGUUGUGUAAGGAGGCGUUUGAUACGAAUAGGGGUUUGUGGCUUGCGAAUCAGCAGAAUGAACUGUAUCCGAACCCGCAUUCUUACGCGAGGGAAGCUCACAACUUGAACUGGUAUCGCUUCAUCGGGCGCAUCCUGGGCAAAGCGCUCUACGAAGGGAUUUUGGUGGACGUCGCUUUCGCAGGGUUCUUCUUGGCCAAGUGGCUAGGCAAGCAGAGCUUCCUUGAUGACCUGGCCUCGCUCGACCCAGACCUCUAUCAUGGGCUCAUCUUUUUGAAACACUACACUGGCAAUCCAGAGGAGCUCUCGCUGAACUUCACCGUCGCUGAAGAAGAGUUUGGCGUGACGAACACGAUUGAUCUCUGUCCAAAUGGGAGUAACAUUCCUGUGACCCGGGAUAAUCGGCUGGAGUACAUCUACAGGAUGUCGCACUACCGGUUGACGAAACAGAUUCGCAAACAGACGGAGGCCUUCUUCGAUGGUUUGAGUGAUGUCAUUGAUCAGAAGUGGUUGAGGAUGUUCAACCAGCAAGAGCUGCAAGUCCUCCUUGGUGGAGUUAAUGCCCCGAUAGACGUUGAUGAUCUCAGGAGCCACACGAACUACGGAGGGCUGUAUGACGACAACGAGCCAACCAUCGUGGCAUUCUGGAAUGUUCUCAAAACGUUCGACCAUGACCAACGGCGCGCUGUGCUUCGGUUUGUGACCAGUGUAGGCAGACCACCAUUGCUAGGUUUCAAGGAGCUCCAUCCCAACUUCUCGAUCCGAGAUGCCGGAUCAGACCAGACCCGCCUGCCGACGUCAAGUACUUGCGUUAACUUGCUGAAGUUACCGAGGUACAAGGACGAGAAAACAUUACGGGAUAAACUGUUGCAGGCUGCGUUCUCUGGUGCCGGUUUCGACUUGUCGUAGGUUUCCCCCAAGGAAGUCGCUGAUCGAGUCGGGGGAGGGUGAACUGCCGAGGUAGGGUCUACAAAUGUGUAGUGCUGGGCUAAGCCCUGAAUCCGUCGUUCGUGUCACUGUUGUUGUUUUCUCCUGUCUUGCACGUUCUUCGCUUCGUUCUCUUGCAUUUUUUCUGAUGUAGAUCGUGAGUGGAUUGUACUGUGAAUGUAUAUAUGUAUGUUUUCC